UUAGCGUUUUCCAGUUGGUUUACUAUUGAUGACUUAUUAGUUUGGUUUGCCAUCUAUACCCAGAAGCGGUCGUCUCUCACUGAGAAUGCCAAAUAUUUUUAGCAGUCAAUGCUGGCGUCACUGGCGUGAAAUGACGGGUUUGAAAGUAAAUAUUCUGACCGUGUCGUAUGAUUUAUCAGUUCGGUUUUUUUUUCAAUGGGAGACGUUUGUUUCGUCGGUGACUGAACUCACUACUAUGGAUAUGAGUGCAUCUUUAAUUUUUCGCAGAUAAUAGCUUAUUACGCGCUAGCAGGUCGACGUGGUGCAUGGAGUGUGCCCUACAGACGCAUUACACACAAGUGUCAAUGCUGCCGUUUUGUGUCAACCUCUGGGAGAGACCGGCUUACGCAGAACCUCUCAUUGUCCGCAGUGAAGGAUUGAUCAAAUGUAUUUUACAAGAUUAAGACUGUUAGAUGUAUCAAGGAUAAACAAAUGGCUUCAAAACAUGCGUGUAACAGCCUCGAUGAUUUGAUCGCCAGCGGAAUAAACAAUCCUCGCGCGCUUGGUUCGAUUGAAUGGAUAGGUAUGGGGAUGGGAUCCACCUUAUGUUUCCAGAAAAACGGAAAAACACUGGGGCUGAAUCGAAUGUGGACUAAAUGUAUUUUAUCCGUUGGAAUGGUUUUGCUUUUAAUGCCGUCGGUCCUAGCUGCUGAUGAUGAAGGGCACUACAACGAGUCAUCAAGGCAUGCGGCUCUGCCUCAGGACCCAGCCGUGCCCUCUAACCUCUCUGCCAGGGCAACGCCAGUGGAGGACGGGCCCCGGGCCCCUCCAGCCAUACCCACGGACCCAACAGACCCAUCAGGGGUGACAGCAGAAAGCAUCAGAGUGCAGCCUGUGCAACCAUCAGUGCUAGCUAAUGCCUCCUCCUUAGCCUCCUCCUCAGCCAUCAACAGUGACAAUCAAACAGCAGGAACAACAGACCCUUUGUCUUUAGCCCCUGUAACCAACAGCACCUCAAACACCAGUCCAGAGGAGGGAGACAGCAGUCUGCCUGCGAACCCAGAUUUACCUACAGUCCCAGUGUCCUCUCUGGCCACAUUGGGGGAGAGCGACGCCACCCUCCCAGACAAUGUGACUAGUCCUUUCUCCACUCACACAUGGAACACCACUACACCUGCAAGGGCUGACACCAACACCACUACACCAUCCACCACAGCAGCACACACCAACCCAACACCAGACACUGUGACCAAUGACAGUCUACAGCUCACGACUGUGACCACCACGACCGUCACGCCCCUGACCGUGACCACCACAACUGUGACACCCCAGACCACCACAGCUACGACCACAGAGGCUGUUACAACCACAACCUGGACCACUACGACCACACAGGAAGCGACCACCCUCCAAGAGACCACAGUGAUGGCAACCACAACUGACCAAACCACGACCACAACCACAACCGCUCCCACUACAACCACAAUUGCACCGACUACCACUUUGACCAUCCCCACCACCACCAAAGGAACAACCCCUGAACCGACCACAACUGAACCAAUCCCCACCAGUCCUGAAGGGGAGCAUCUACCAUGUAACAUCACUGAGAAGACCUGGGUCAAAACAGUUUUGUCCAUGCAGCUGUGGAGGAACAGGCUUGAUAUCAUGACGAGGCAGAAUCUGUCUAAAGGACUCACCCAUGCUCUACAGAGGGCCUUCAACGACACCAAUGUUUAUGUCCAGGUUGAACGGGACCUCUGCAGCCCUCAUAAUGUCACUCUUGGGUACUAUGUAGCCAGUGGGAAAACGGUCUACAUCGCAUCUGUGGUGGUGGAGACACUGAAUACCUAUGGCUUUGACAAAGUGCUGGCAGACAUCCGGCAGCACAGUCCUCUGGUGAAGGCUGUUCUGCUCCCUGUAGCCCCCUGGGCCUCCAGCCUCAGUGUCCAUCUGCAGCUCAAAACAGUUCUCAGGUUUGUAGGCCCAGAAGACAAUGUCAACUCCUGCAGUUUUGUUCAAAUGAUGGAACAACGGCUGGAGAAUGCAUUUGAGGAAGCUCAGGACAAAGUGCUGGAAUCUUACAGCGGGUUUUCUGUGGAGAUCCAGAGCACCGCCCAGGUGAUUGGCUCUCCUGCCGUGUCGCUGGUCUACGUGGUGAAGAACGAGAACGCGGUGCUGAACGGAACUGUCUCCAGCGGUCUCCUGAACCAGCUGACCGCAGAGCUGGUGGGCUACUUCCUCUUCUUCCCCCCGCUCAUCAUCGCUGAGCCACUAGAGUACCACAACCUCAACACAUCCACUGCCACAAAGCACUACUGGGUGAUCACAGUAAUUCAGGAUGUUGACAGCUCUUCUCUGGAAGGGAAUUAUCAGAGCUUUGCUAGUUUAAUGGAGCAGCGGCUGGCUGAGCUUUUUUUGGUGUCUGGGCGUCAGGGGAGUCAGGGGAGCCGCUUUAGAAGGGCCACCACCGUCGGGAGCUACACCGUCCAGAUGGUUGGCAUUCGUCGACUCCCGGGGCCUAAGAACUCAGCCGAAAUGACCUACUAUGCCCAACUGAAUGGUGCCCCCAUAACUGGCACCACAGCAGCUAAGACCCUCAGUACCUUGGAUUCCCAAACCAUGGCCCUCACUCUGGGCUACUUUGUCCUGCUCCAAGCUGAUCCUGUGGUAAAGGUCCCGCCUGCCAAUCUGUGGAUCAUGGCUGUGCUGACGCCUGUUGCCCUGGUGAUGGUUGUUGUCGCCAUGGUCACCGCCAUCGUGUGCAAGAGGAACAGGGUCAUCUUCAAGACGGGCGCUUUCAGGAGCUUCAAACCCCGCUCUAAGACAUCCUAUCGGAGGGAGGGCAGUUAUCACCACCAGCAUGUGCAGGGAUUUGACUAUGCCAAGAAGCACAUAGGCCAUCAGCAAGGUGAGGAGACCGUCUCUGUUACCAAGGAGACGCUGGUUCUGGGCCUCCCAGUGAGAGAUGCCCCGUUGUCAUUGGACAGGAAGGUGCACCAGGAUGGGAUUGCCUCUAAAAGACCUCCUUCUGCUGACAUCAUCCACAAAGGCAGGUUGCCAAGCGAGGACGGCUCGGUUGCGAGCAACGAAUCCGGGAAACUCAACACGGGCAAGAGCUUGGCGGCACGGAGGGCUGCGGCACAGAAGAACACCAAGGAGGAUCUGCUGCACAAGAGGAGCGCAGAUCCCUACGAGGACCAUACCGGCUCACUGCGACUCAUCACCAUCAAGCCAAUGGCGGCCCAGCCCACAUACUCCUACCCAUCCUCCUCCAGUCACAGCCAGGACUCAGUCGUCCUCAAUGGGGAGGCAAACAUGGGGCUCAAGCAGAAAACCGACAUCGAACACUACAGGAACAAAGUGCGCCAGAAAGCCAAGAGGAAAGGUUACUGUGAUUUCCCCAUCACAGACAAUGGCAUCCAGCCAUUCAACCCCAGAGAGAGGCACAGUAGGCCUGAGAUGGCAAAGGAGCCAAUGACUGCUGAGGAGAAGAGGGCCUCCUAUGCAGGAUGCCACAUCAGGAGGCACCCCCCAUCGAGAGAGCCAGCCUACUGGAGUCGUCAGUCCCUGGCCGCCAGCAGCCCUAGCCCCGUGGAGACGGAGAUGGACCUGCUGGUCCUCAGGGAGAGGUCCAGGAGAGGCAUCCGCAACAGCGGUUAUGACGCAGAGCCAGAGACGUUCCAGGAGACCAACGUGGACCGACUGAUGUGCUCCCUGGGUUAUGGUGGAAGCCAUCAGGUCAAAGGUCUCUCUGACUCGUCCACUCUGAGCUCUCAGCCCUCCAUCGACGAGGUCCGGCAGCAGAUGCAUAUCCUGCUGGGUAAUGCCUUUGGGCUGGCCCCAGACGAGCCCUCGCCUGCCAGCCACCACCACCAUCACCACCACCACCCUCACCCCCACCUCCACAGUUCCUACAAUCCCAGCCACACCAGCGCUUACUCCGAGGGUGUGACCAGCGCUCCUGGCACCAUGAACCAUCCAUGCGGAGGAGGCCACCAGCGCGGGUCUGCCUACGGGCCGGAAAUCCACCAGUGUAGCUUACCCAAACCUGGCUUCAGGUUCACUCAGCUUCCUGACAUGGGCGUUGGACCCCCACCUCCUCUGAUACCCUCCAGGCCUGGACCCCCUACCGGGACCUCAAUGAGGCUUUCUUCACCGGAUGUCAGCCUGAAGCCUCGUGUUUCCGAGGUCUCUGAGAUGCAGAGUCAGCACAAUGGUGCCCCCUAUCUGCCUAUUAACAGAGCGCCCUUCCCUGCUGUUACUGUUGACCAGUCCAUGACCAGCUACUCAGGAAACCCAAUGACAGGAGUCUACGCCAUAUCAGCCAACCGCCCUGGUUACUCAGACUACUUUGUCAUGCCUCCACCAGCCUCGUAUGGAAGCCCAUCCUGGAUGUCCUACCCACCAGAACCCGAGGACAUCCCACACCAGUGGAAUGAUACUGUAAAUACUAAUCCGUGUCAUUUAGAAACCAUUUGUUGAGAUGACAUGAUCUUUGGAGCUGAGUGGAGACAGCAUAUAUUUCGGUGUCCUUUUGGUUAGGCAGUAGGGCCUCCCUCCCCCACAUUGAGUACCCCUGGACUCGAGCACCCCGCCCUGCCCUUCACCCCUGGCCCUGGCUACUGGCCCCUGGCCUGCCUCCUCAGCCCAGCCAGGCCCUCUCUGCUCUGCUCUCUGAGCCCCAGGUCUCCCAGACCUCACAGCCUCCAUGUCAACUGCCACCAGCCAGCAGAGGAUGGCCUAGACUAGAGUACAGCAGCACUAUCCCCCAUGGUAGUGCCACAUACAACCUCUACCCUGGUCCACACCAUCCAACGACAGGGCUGGCAAAGCUGGACUAACUAACUGUGCUUUUUGAUUCUCCAAAUUCCUUAAUGGACAGAAGACUUGUACCUACUACUGGUGUUUUGUGUGUAUUUAAAAAAAAAACUUAGUCUCUCAGUUUCAGUUGUUGGAUAUUUGUGUGCUUUGUCGUUUACUUUCAUGCUUUACUUCUUUUUAAAAGGGGGAAAUAAUUGAGUGAGUGUAUGUUGUGCGCUCACCUUAUUAAAAGGCAAAAGAGAAAAAAAAGAAGGAAAAAAAGUGGGAAGGAAGGCUUUGGUGUGAGUGGCUAUGUCAUUCUGUAUUUUUAAAAUGUACUCAUGACCUUUACCCAAUCAGAUUACAGUAAAAAACAAAACAACGGUCACCUGUUCUGUCAUUCAUAUGUUUAUGAAGUUUGUCUACUGACCACGAUUAUGAAAAGAUGAAUAGAGUCGUAUAUUGCCGCACACAAAUGAUCUUACAAUAGUUCUUCACGUGUUACGGUUUUGUAUUUGGAGAUUUUGACUUAUAUUGGGUCCUAUCCUUCUCACUGGACAGAGUAGUAAAGAAGAUGGGUGUCGGAUGGGCCACAGGUGUGUUGAUUAAAUAUAUUAUGUAACGUGAAGACAUUAAUUAUUGAAGAGACUUGUGCCAGCCGUGAGAGACAGAGAGAGAGCGAGAGAUUUUCUUGUAUAUUUUGACACCAUUUUCUUUAGAAGUUAUCUUGCUUUACUGCAUUUUUUAAUUUGAAGGAUGGUCAGAUUGCUUUCAAUCCUAUUUUCUAAUUUGUCAAAGGGUACCAACACACAUAGUGUAAAACAAAUAGCACAUUUCGAAUGUAUUCAUGUCGGUGCAUAUGCUGGUAUAUGCUAAAUGACUCACUCGGUCAUAACAUAAGCAAAAUGAUGGAUAAUUCCAUGUUUUACUAGUAUUUACUGAGUUUUCAGGAUCUCAAAACAAGGAAACGUGACGGCUAGGGCCCUUUACCAUGUACUGUACAUGCUACUAGUUCAGUUAAUCAGUACAGUUAGGUGUAGAUCAACAGCCACCAAAACAUGUUACCAGAUUGGGCGAUGUGUAUUACUGCGCUGACAUUGCAUAUCUGAUAAUGACAUAGCGUUGGAAAUGCUUUCACAUUUUCGGAAUAAUAACAGAAUAAUGUCUAAUCAAUGUGAUAUAAUAGGAAAUAGAAAAUACAGUUUGAUCUAUCACAAUGUAGGUACGACAUUAGUUUAGUAUGAACAUAGUACUUUCUUAGAUUACCUGGCUCUACAAAACUGCAGUAUCAAUGUGAAGACUUUGUUAAGCAUGCAAUAUUCAUAUUUGAAAUAUUAGAAAAAAAUGUUUUUUUUUUUAUUUUACCAUUUUUUGAGCUAUACUCAAUGAUAAUGACGCAAAUGCAAAGUCAGUAUCUAGUCCAUUCGUUUGACUGGGUAGGUGUCUUUAAAUGGAUCUCAACUGUUGCUACCCAGUUUGACAAAUGUUAUUUGACUAUUUUUCUACAAAAUUAUGAAUCAAUUAUUUUUGGGAGAUGUAGUUCCAAAAGUUAAAAUAUUCCACAGGAAAUAUGAUGACAUUUUAAAAAGCUGAGACGCAAAUACCUUUUGAGAAUCUAUAAGAUGUGCUCUGUAACACUACCUUCCUUUUCACCUCUACUCAUACAUUUGUAAAAAAAUCCUCUACCAGAUUUGACUCACAAUAAAGUUUCACUCAACAAUGUGGAUGAGACUUGAAAAGGAAUCAUAAUGUAGCCUACACAUUUAACAUCUUGGCCUUUGUCGAGCACAAACAAUUUGGUUGGUGCUUGGAAUCAUCAUCAUUAUCACUUGUAUCGCUAAAAGACAAAAAGGUACGCCCGUUUGUUUCAAAUAAUAUCAUUGGUAUGUUCACCCAUAUUUCAAGCUAAUGAAUAGAAAAUAUGAUUGAUUAAAAACAGUCAAAAGGAACAUAACGAAUGAGUUGACACAAGUUGAUGCACUGCUGAUGCGUCUUUCAUCAGACACAUUUCUGAGGUGGAAUGUGACGACAGGCCCCUGAGGUUUCUGAAGGCACAGCAGUUUGAAUCAUGUCAUACAGAAUGCAGUUGGAUGUAGUUAUGCAGCAUUUGGGUGGAAUAAAAACCAAUAAAUUA
Oncorhynchus gorbuscha (pink salmon) is the source of this 6913-nucleotide messenger RNA. RefSeq names its product UPF0606 protein KIAA1549L-like. Lineage: Eukaryota; Metazoa; Chordata; Actinopteri; Salmoniformes; Salmonidae. The transcript has 23 exons. The record is from RefSeq and is a predicted model, not a curated record. Bases 472 to 4461 code for a protein of 1329 amino acids.